UCCCGACACUUCCAUCGGGGCGUCUGCUUCCGCGGCACCAGGCACUAUCACAAUGUCAUCCUCGACGUCAUCAGCCCUGUAGCUCUCAGUACAGAUGCGGUGUUCCGCGACGGAUCCUCCGACGUGCACGCAAGUGGUGUUGGCACAAGAGGAGGGACGUCACCCAGGACGCUUGCGGGAUGGUUCGACGCCGCCGCGUAACGAUGACGUGAAUCUGUCGUAGGGUGAGGUGGUGGAACAUUGCCGACUUUGUACAUCGGUUACAGGCCCUGUGAUUCGAGAGGUGCUAGGAUGGUCCCUGCGCAGUCAUCAAAUGGCAUCGCGGUUGCUGUGGAGUCUGAAGCACUAGCCGAGAACGAGUUUCAAGGAGACGGUGUUUAUAAUAGGACUGACGGAGUUCUGAAAAGCGAUGAGCGUCUAGUGCUGAUCCUUAAUGAGAGUUUCCGGUGCAAACUGAAGUACGUACUACCACACGCGGUUGAAUCGAAAGAAGCAAUAGUGCAGUCGUCACAGUCGACAGACGGUGUCCGGGAUUCUGAGGAAUCUAAAACAGGAGACGUAAAAUAUGAUGAAGACAUCCCUUCUACUAGUAGACAUACAGCGCCAGAGAAUGAUCAAGAUCAAGUGCAGAUGUAUGUGGAGAAUGUACAACGCGAACAGAAGAUUGUAGAACAAGCAGUGUUUGAAUUGGAAGGCGCAACGGCACAACCUACUGAGUCAUCGCAUGGCCUCGAUAAUUCCGAAGAGUCUGAAAUACUAAGAGACGAACAGCCACCCGAAGACAUGUUUUCUAACAGCGAUCACGCAUCCCCGAAAAAUGACCAGGAUCUAGCGAUGACAUUUAUGGAACGCAUUCGACGCAAACUGAAGGCCCUGAAGAGCAGUAAAGCCGGACCUGAUGAAUACCUGUUCCUGCGGAACACCGUAAUUCCCGCGCUGCGAUCCGCUGUAUUAUGGGUGCGUCGAACUGCCAAGUCGUACGAUCGUGAACGUGUAGUUAGAUACGUUCGUCAAACGAUUGAAGAAACAAUAGAAUGGUGUAAUGAAACCAAUGUUAUAUGUAAGACCAUGGUAUUCAUCUGGUGUGGAGCGUCCAUCAUCGGAGACCGAUGGGCGCUGACUGCAGCCCACUGCGUCGCCGGCUCCAGUGGUCCUGCAGACCUAUCGCUGCGGGCUGGUACCGUGUCGCGUGAACUGGCGGGCUGGGUGAUCGGCGUUGUCUUCAUUAAGGCACACCCGGAAGCCAAGCUAUGGAGAAACGACAUCGCGCUCUUACGCGUGCCGAGAGACUUCCCUUUCGGAACCAAAGUCCAGGCUGUUGCACUGGCUGAAUCUCGCAUAACACCUGGUUAUUCAGCGACUGUGACUGGAUGGGGCCGCACAAACGUCAACGGGAGUUUCUCAUGGUCGCUGCUGAACACCACAGUUACUGUAUCGACCAGUAGCAAGUGUGAAAAGGAUUUCGGAUUCAACAUAACGUCAGACAUUGUAUGUGCCCGACCUAAGACACCAAGCACGGAUAUCUGCGAAGGAGAUGGCGGCGGAGCACUGACGAAAAAUGGAAUUCUGUACGGUAUUGUGAUAUAUGGAAGAUGCUUAGGUGACGUCAGCCAAAAUAGUCUGUACGUCGAUGUUUCCUAUUUCUAUAACUGGAUCAAAGACGCAACAGCACUUGAACCCGUAUGA
This is a messenger RNA of Schistocerca nitens (vagrant locust), 1686 nucleotides long. Its product is annotated as coagulation factor IX-like. Gene Ontology annotation, molecular function: serine-type endopeptidase activity. The record is from RefSeq and is a predicted model, not a curated record. The coding region runs from base 292 to 1686 and encodes 464 amino acids. NCBI's taxonomy places the organism in Eukaryota, Metazoa, Arthropoda, Insecta, Orthoptera, Acrididae. The transcript is spliced from 7 exons. Gene Ontology annotation, biological process: proteolysis.